AUUAAUUAUUAUUUUUUUUUUCGGAGGUGAUAUUUUCCUCGUAUUCUAAUAUCAUAUACUUCAACCUCAACGUAUUAAUAUGUAUUACAACUCAGAGAGGUCAGAUAGCACACAGCAGACAGUCAAUUUCAGAGACCAGAGUACUCAGAGUCAGACCAAUAUAGAAUAUUCCAGCGGUUCCCAAGCUGUUAGGCGCGAUGAAAUCUGGCAACGUUGUCUAAGUGGUUUGGCCCUAUCCCCUCCAACCACCGCGGUCGUAUGGGCACCAAAACCGUAAUGCUAGCAAUUUACAACGCCGAGCUACCACCAGAACCACCAUAUUUUGUUGUCUAUCGGCCUAUGGCUACCACGCUCGUUACGAAAACAAACUCUCAAAAAGGUGUAUCUAUGCUUUUUUAUUAUCACUAUAAAUCACUCUUUGGUCAUUACCAAGAUAAAUAAGAUAAAUAUGGCUCCCAAGAAAUCUGCAUAUUUCAUUUUCUUAGCUUGUUAUAGAGAUGAUGAAAUUAAGAAAGGAAAAAAACCAUCCAGCUACCAAGAAUUAAAUAUUAAAUUAUCACCUAUAUGGAAUGAUAUGACUGAAGAUGAAAAAAAAAAAUAUAAAGCUCUUGCUCAUAAAUAUAAUUCAAAUAAUUCAAAUUGUAAUAAAGAACAGCCAUUGAAUUAUAUUAGUGAUGUACAAAAAAAUAGCUGUGAUUUUUGGAACAUGCAGAAACAAAUAACUAACAUGUUUAAAUACAUACCUAAUGAUCAAGAGUUAUUAAAUAAAAAGUUUAUUUUAUUACACAUAAAUUGUCAUUCUCAUGAUGGAGAACAGUAUUAUUUUCCUGCUGAAAUAGCAGCACUAGAAUUUAAUUUAAAAAAUGGGCUUUCUCGCACUUAUCAUCAAAUUAUUGGUAUUUCUAAAAUGUAUCCAAAAGGUUAUGCUGGAGGUAUGAGAGUAUUUUCUGAUCAAUUUCAUCAAAUUAAUUGUUGGGAUGAACAUCCGGAUGAUUAUCAAAAUAUAUUUUUUGAAUUUUCAACAUUUCUUAAGGAUGGAAUAAUCAAUCAUACAGAUUUAAAAGAAGGUACUUUGGACUUACCAUAUCUAUAUACUGUACAGUCAGAAAUUGGUGUAAAUAUGAUGAAAGCUAAAAAUAGCUUAGAAAGACUAUACUCCACAGCUUUUCCAGAAGUUGAUGCUGAACGUUGUAAGUCUACAUUCAAAAUAGGAAAUGCUGAGCAAUUAUUGUUAGAAAUAAAAAAAAAAAUGAACCUACACUUGGAUGAAAAAAAUUUAAGUUCAAGAAACUCAGUUUGUAACAUUUUAGAAUCUGAUUUUUAUGGACAAGGGCUUGGUUGUAUGUACCAUGAAUUAAGAAAUAUUUCAUUCAAAUGUUCCAAAGCCCGCAUUCUUCAGUGGAUGUCAAAUAUUUGUAUUCACAUAAAUACAUUUACUGAUUUAAACCUUGUACCUGGCAAACACAUGGCAGCUCAAUUAAAUGAUGGUUCAAAAUUGAUAAUUGAAAAUGCUCAUUUACCUCUCUCAGCAGCAGAUCUAAAAUUAAACAAAAAUGCUUCUUAUGAUGAUAUAUUGGCUAACUCUAUCAUAUCACCACAAACACAAGAUUUUUAUGAUAAUGAAAAUGAUCUAGUUUGAAGAAUAGUCAAAUGAACUGUUAUGUAUUUUUUGUUUUUGUAUAUAAUGUUAUUAUUUAAUUUUGAUUUUAAUGUAUUUCCUAUGUAAUAGUGAAAAUAUUCUUAAUUUACACAUACCUAAGAAAUUUAUUUAAUUUUUUCUUCUCAUGAGUAAUGAAAAUAAAUUUUUUUUUGAUAAUGUUCAAUAAUGGUUAAGUUAAGUAAAUUUUUAUAUUUUUCUAAAUUUUAUUUUAUUUUUUUAAAUGGUUAAAUGAUUUAUUAUUAAUAAGAAUACAAUAAUUAUACUAUUAAUAUUCUGUUAAUAUUUGUAAAAUAAAAUGUUAUAUUGUCUGGUAAUAAUUAAGUUUAAUGUACAUUAUGCCAUGUGGUCCAGGCUUAAUGAGAGGUCAAUGAUCCAGUUUACAUAGAAAAAAUUUAUUAGAGAUUAAAGUUGAGAAUCAGAGUUUAAUGCUAUCAAACAAGAAAAAUAGUGCUGCUGUAAAAAAAAAAAAAUUGAUUUUUGCUAUAUAA
Molecule: messenger RNA, 2148 nt
Organism: Rhopalosiphum padi (bird cherry-oat aphid)
Lineage: Eukaryota; Metazoa; Arthropoda; Insecta; Hemiptera; Aphididae
Product: protein maelstrom-like
Exons: 11
Coding region: 449-1639 (396 amino acids)
Biological process (GO): male meiotic nuclear division; negative regulation of DNA-templated transcription; spermatogenesis
Cellular component (GO): P granule; nucleus
Molecular function (GO): sequence-specific DNA binding
Source: RefSeq, a predicted model, not a curated record